GGAGAAGACAAGUUCUCUGCGGAAGGAGCGUCAUAAACACAGUCUAAAAUAGUCCACGUGAGGGGCAGGGGAGGGGACCGGCUUUGCUUGUCACAAAGGGCUGACCUUGAUAGGGUGAGGUUCUUCGUGAAGAUUUAUUAGGAAGGCAGAGUUAGAUCCACCACCCGCUGGUUCACUCCCCAAAUGGCCCCAAACCGGGCACUGGGUCUGGGCAGGCAGAAGCCGGAGCCCAGGACUCCAUCCCGGUGUCCCAUGAGGGUACAGGCUUGUGCUGCGGCUUCCCCAGGUGCACUAGCAAGGAGCUGAAUCCCAAGUGGAGCGACCAGGACUCGAACCUGUGCUCCUGAGGGGUGAGAGUGGCUUAGGCCGCUGCACCUCAACGCGGGCCCCAAAACUAGCGGUGCCAGGAGGAGAGCUGAGACCAACCCAGCGGAGACCGGACGCCUCCCACAGAGAUGCAGAUGGGCCGGCGCUGGCAUCCACCCCUCCUACAGACAUGCAAAUGUCCGGCCCUAGGGUUGCUUGCGUUCUUCCCCUGGAAUGGCGAGGGUGAGCCCACAGACGCUCAUUUUUCGUGGGGAGCCACACGGGAGCCCAGUAGCAGGAGCGGUGGCCCUCGACUCAGGGGUGCGUGGCCGAGUCCCCCGCCCGUGCUCUCUCGCAGGAGCGCGGGCUCAUCCGGAGGGCUGUCGCCUGGACCUUGGUCAUCAGCUUCAUAGGGCAGUCAAAGCUGGGGCUGUCCAUGCGGCCGCGCGUGCCCAAAGGGAAGGUCAGGAGGCGCCUGUGCUGUUGGCCUGGUCUCCCAGAUGUACUACUGGCUGAAGAGGGACGGGCGGGGGAGGCACGUCUUGUGUCACAAGGCACAGAAGGCCUCUGGGACAAUCCCGCAGCAGCUUACCUGGGUUGACCCUGAGGGAGGGGACCAGGUCUCUGCCUGGGGGAGGGGGCGCUGACCUCACAAGCCCACAGCCACUGGUGGCCAGAGGAGGGGAGGUGGAGGACAAUGGACUGGGGGGAUCACGCCCCAGAAUCUGGGCUGGGCCCUCCUCACCCCCGACCACAGGGGCUCCCAGUGGUACCGUGCGCGAGUGUGGCUAAGGGGAAAGCGAGAUCUCUUGGUCCAAAAUGUGCUCUUCCCCCGAACACGUCAGCAGGGGGAGUUUUGAAUGGACAAGUGGGACCGGUGUCCUGGCAUAGCAGCCGGAUUGGAAGAGGAGCAUCUGGGACUAGAACCAGCAUUCAAAUAGGAUGCCAGCGCCACAGGUGGAGGCCCAGCCUACCACACCACAGCACCACCACCCCCGGAAGGUUUUGUUAUGCAAAUGUUACCAUUCACCAGGCUAAACGCAGGCACGGCCCGAGCUGGAAUCCAGUCGUGGGUCUGCUCCGACGCUGUCUCUCCCUGAGUUCGGUCGGUGCCCGGGAGGAGGGCUUUGUACUUCCAGAAGGAAGUUGGUGCUGGUGCAAGGGUAGUGGAGCUGGAGCAGCCACAGAAGGGGCAGAAGGGGACUUGUCACGCGGGCCGGCCAGGAUUCACCUGGAGCUGGCGCCACCGACCACCUCUCACAGGUUCGGCAAGGAGCGGUCAGAGCCCAGCUCCUCCCCCGAGCUGCCCAUCUUCUCACACAGGGGAGGCCUGGCUGGCGUUCCUGGCUCCUGGUUUUGGACUGGCUCAGCCCUGGUUAUUGUGGCCUUCUGGGGAGUGAACAGUGAAUGGAACUUCUUUCUCUCUGGCUCAGAAUUUCAAGUGGAAGCAGAAGCUCCGGAACAGAACCUGAUCAGCGACACUGCCGUGCGCAGCGCAGCGGAGGCACCAGGUUCUCCUGCCGUCUCUCGGCCCCGGCGAGGCGACCGGUGCGCCUGCAGCUCCGCUCUCCGGGGUGGCACAGCACAUUCCGCCCAGGGAUACGGCUCCUGUUCCACUCAGCAGACCCACCAAAGGCAGUUGUAA
Molecule: messenger RNA, 1951 nt
Organism: Oryctolagus cuniculus (rabbit)
Lineage: Eukaryota; Metazoa; Chordata; Mammalia; Lagomorpha; Leporidae
Source: RefSeq, a predicted model, not a curated record